AUGUCAGUCAUAACUGUUACUCGGCCUAAUAAUAUUAGUGUACGAUUUACAUUUAAUAAUAGUUUACUCGCAGUCACAAUGAAACAGGGUGAUUUAUCCAAAGAAGAGUGCGCUGCCAUUGUUAAUUCGACAAAUAAUAAUAUGAAGCCCGAUGGUGGCCUAGAUAGCGUUCUACAUAGGGCCGGAGGACAUUUUUAUACAAAUCAAGUAAUGACAAUGAGUAACCGUUUCAAAGGAAACUCAUGUCCAACAGGCCAGUCACGUAUAUUUCUUAGUGAGAUUGGUAAUAAAACACCAUUCAUUAUUAAUACUGUUGGACCUAUUUAUUCAGCCACUGAAUAUCAAAAAUCUUCUCUUGACUUAAUAUCAUGUUAUUAUACGUCACUCAGUUUGGCGAAUUUAUACGGAUUAGAUUCAAUAGCUUACUCGGCUAUUUCUUGUGGUGUACAUGGAUAUCCUACGGACCAAGCUGCGAGAAUCGCAUUUGACUCCAUACAGAAAUAUGCAUUUAAUGUCCGAGACAUUCGAUUCGUUUUAUAUGACCCAAAUAUUUACAACAUGUUCGUUAAUGAAUGGUGUAAAAUUUCGGAAGAACUAAACCGUCCAUCAUUCAUACCAAUGCCUACACCAGUGCUACCGAGAUCAAAUAGUGAAAUAAACGCCGAUCAAUCACGAACACUGUCAUCGCAACAGAAACAAGAGAUACUUUCAAAAAGGCUAGCUCUAUCCGAAAAUGCCUCUACUUACAAUGCUUCUACUGCUCGUUCGUCAACGUCAACUUCGACAAUUGUUUCGCGGUACGCAACGGUACCCACUGGAAAUCAAAUAGAAGACAUGAAUUACACCAGUAAUGAGGUUCCCGUUAUAAAACAAUCAACAUUAUCAUGUGCAUUGUGUUCUAGAUGUACUGUCAAUGUGUUAUGUGAUGAAUGCUCAACAUUAAAACGAGGUGGUGUAUUCGCUUGCAUCCUACAAAGGUUGAAACGAGCGGCGGAUCAUGAUCUUGAAAGUUUAGAAAAUGAAUGUAAUGCAAUGAUACCGGUACUAGAUUUAUAUCCACUAACAUUUAAUCCAGCAAAACUUUUCGAUCCGAAGAAUACACAAUAUCAAAGAGAUCCCAUAGGUGAACAUUAUCUCCAAACAUAUUGUGGUAAAGCAUGGCGAACAUAUCUGCCUGUCGAGAUUGCCGGUGACGGAAAUUGUUUUUAUAAUAGUUUUAUUACUUUAUCACCAUCGUCAAACAUGACGGCGAUCGAGUUGAGAGCACGUAAUGUGAUUGAAUUAGUUAAAAACUCUUCAAUCUAUCAAAAACACUAUCAGGAUUUAUCAUCGUGUUUGGAUAAUUUUGAAAAUUAUGUUACCAAAGAAAUGGUGAGUGAUAUGAUGUAUUCAUCAUUGUGGGAUAUCCUCAGUCUUACUAAUGUACUCCAAAUUAGUCUUGAAAUAGUUUAUCCGAGAGUCAAUGGUGGAAACGAUCAAUAUGCUGAGCGUUUGAAUAGAAAAUUCUUAAUGAUAAACAAUGGACAGUCAAACCAUGACAUCGUACUAUUGUGGUCAUCUUACAACAAGCUAUCUGCUGUCCGACCAUGGAUGCCAAAUCAUUUCGUUCCACUAUUGUCAUUACCAUACGGCGUAAUCAAAGAAAAAUGUGACGUUAUUGUGAAUCCAUCAAAUGAACAGUUAAAAGCUGAUGGAUCUGUGGAUAAAGCUUUACAUACUGUAGCUGGACAAUUUUAUACAUCUCAAGUCAAUACGCUUUGUGGACGUUAUACUGACAGUAUACCAUGUCCCGUUGGACGAUCACGAAUAUUUCUCGCUGAGUCGAAUUUUACAACACCGUUUAUUAUCAACACAGUAGGACCAGUUUAUUCAAUAGAACAAUCAGAACAAUCCGUUGAACAAUUAAAAUCAUGUUAUCGAACUUCGCUUAAUUUGUCGAAUUUAUAUGAUUUAAAAUCUAUAGCAUAUCCGGCUAUCUCCUGUGGACUAAAUGGUUAUCCUGUUGAUGAAGCAGCGAAACUUGCUUUUGAAUUUAUACCGAAAUAUGCUGAUAAUAUUAAAGACAUACGCUUUGUUCUCUUUGAACCAAAAAUUUAUGACGUAUUUGUUCGCGAGUGGUGUUUAUUAGCGGAAGAAGAAAAUCGUACAAAUGAUGUAGAAAGAACCGUGAUAAUUUCCACUGACAGUAACAAUGUACAGUCUGAUAACAGUUCUACAAAACCAGAGGAAAGCGUUGCAACACAAGACGACCAUGAGAAGGAAACAUCCUUGACAAUGCCUAAUGAUCGUACAACAACGUGUAACAACGAAAUGAUUAGUAAACAAAAGCCACAGACAAAAUUCAAAUUAAUACCAGAUUUUCCGAUAUGUGAUACUAACAAUGCAUGUAGCGAUAUCAACCUAACGGACAAAUUAAUGGCAAAUGCCAUACGUCAAAUGGAUUUAGUUACGGCUACAUCUAUGUGUAAAGUUUGUCAAGAAUCAAAUUUAUCCUUUAAAUCAACGUUGCUGUGUGAUAAUUGCAUUGCUUUGAAUCGCAAUGAUUUAUUUGAAAAAAUUUUAAAUCGCCUUAAACAAUCGACGGUGAAUGGACUGUCUUCCGUUCAAAUAGAAUGUGAGAAAAUGAGUACAAUUAUCAAUCUAUAUAAAUUCUUAUAUAAACCGGUGAAAACAUUUGACCAAAUCAAUUAUCGAGUGGAUCACGUAGCAAAAUAUUAUUUACAGAAAUAUUGUUUGAAUGAUUAUGAAAAUUAUCGACCAGUAACUGUUGAGGGAAAUGGGAACACUAGUUUAUAUAAUAGUCUAGUGAUAUUAUCACCACUUCUGAUUGAUUCUAUAACAGAGAUACGCGUUCGAAAUAUUGUUGAAUUGGCACAAAAUUUAGAUACUUACCAAAGACAAUAUCGAGACGUAUCCAGUACUUUAGAAUAUUAUCUUGUUAAUAAGAUGCUUAAUGAUAGUAAUGAAUUAAGUAUAUGGGAUCUAGUAGGCAUUGGUAAAAUACUCAAAAUUCACAUACGUUCAAUUUAUCCAUCAGUAAAUGAUGGCGAAAACAAUGAUGAACAAGUGAAAAGUUUAAAUAGAACAUUCACAAACAUCAAUAACACAAAGCAUCAGAUAACAUUAUUAUGGUCACACGAUUUAAAACCAAACGAGACAAAGAAACCUUGGAUAGCAAAUCGUCUGGUACCAUUAUUAUCCAUCGACUAG
This is a messenger RNA of Didymodactylos carnosus, 3210 nucleotides long. NCBI's taxonomy places the organism in Eukaryota, Metazoa, Rotifera, Eurotatoria, Philodinida, Philodinidae. The record is from the annotation of a GenBank genome assembly.